CGUUCUCUUUCAAUUGAAUAUUCAAUAUAUAGUCAAAUCUCAAGUUUCAACAAGGACUCGACUUUCUCGACGACGCAACGACACUCAGAGUCAUUGGCUCCUUUCAUUGUUUUAUCACAUCAACAACAAUGGCUCAGGUCAAGGCUCGCCGCGGCAUCGAUUCCGCAAACAAGGAAAUCGACGACGGCACCAGAGACUACAUCCCUCUCCGAAAACAACAACAGCAUGGCAAAACUCCCAAAAAACACAUCACCGAGUAUCCCAUCACAUGGACCAAUUGGUACAAACACGUCAACUGGCUGAGCAGCACCUUUGUCCUGUCGCUCCCGCUGCUGGGCUGCAUCGGGGCGUGCUACGUGCCGUUGCGGCUGUACACGGCGGUUUUUGCGGUGGUGUAUUAUUUCCAUACGGGGCUUGGUAUAACUGCUGGCUACCACCGCCUCUGGGCGCACACCUCCUACCGCGCCUCCCUCCCCCUCAAAAUCUACCUCGCGUCCGUCGGUUCGGGCGCCAUCCAGGGGUCUAUCAGGUGGUGGUCCACCAAACACCGCUCUCACCACCGCUACACCGACACCUCUCGGGACCCCUACUCCGUGUCCAAGGGCCUUUUAUAUUCCCACUUGGGGUGGAUCAUCAUGAAACAGCACCCUUUGCGGGUCGGACGCACCGACAUCUCCGACCUGAACGCCGACCCCGUCGUCGUUUUCCAGCACAUGCACUAUCUCAAAUGCGUCUUAUUCAUGGCCCUUCUUUUCCCUGCACUAGUCUGCGGGAUUGGCUGGGGCGACUGGUGGGGGGGUUUAGUCUACGCGGGGCUGCUACGGGGGUUUGUCGUGCAGCAGGCAACGUUCUGUGUGAAUUCGCUGGCGCACUGGCUGGGCGAGCAGCCGUUUGACGACCGUAAUUCGCCGCGGGAUUCGAUGGUGACGGCGCUGCUGACGCUCGGGGAAGGGUAUCAUAAUUUCCAUCAUGAGUUUCCCUCGGAUUACAGGAACACGGUGGCCUGGUGGCAGUAUGAUCCGACAAAGUGGUGUAUCUGGACCUGGAAGCAGCUGGGGCUGGCGGCGGGGCUCAAGGAGUUUAGGAGGAAUGAGAUUGAGAAGGGCCGCGUGCAGCAGUUGCAGAAGAGGCUGGAUAGGGAGAGGGAGCGCCUGGAUUGGGGAAUCCCGUUGCACGAGUUGCCGGUUGUGGAGUGGGAUGAGUUUGUGGAUGAGGCGAGGGGGAGAAAGCUGGUAGCGGUGGCAGGUGUGAUUCAUGACGUGACAGACUUCAUCAACGAUCAUCCUGGCGGUAAAGCGCUGAUCGGGUCGGCGGUUGGAAAAGACGCAACGGCCAUAUUCAAUGGCGGUGUGUAUAACCAUUCGAACGCUGCGCAUAAUUUGUUGGCGACGAUGCGAGUCGGUGUUUUGCGCGGUGGGUGUGAGGUGGAGAUUUGGAAACAAGCGCGGUCACAGGACAAGGACUUGAUGUUGUAA
Xylona heveae TC161 is the source of this 1475-nucleotide messenger RNA. Its product is annotated as cytochrome b5-like Heme/Steroid binding domain-containing protein. The record is from RefSeq and is a predicted model, not a curated record. Gene Ontology annotation, cellular component: endoplasmic reticulum membrane. The transcript has 3 exons. NCBI's taxonomy places the organism in Eukaryota, Fungi, Ascomycota, Xylonomycetes, Xylonales, Xylonaceae. Gene Ontology annotation, molecular function: heme binding; stearoyl-CoA 9-desaturase activity; iron ion binding. Gene Ontology annotation, biological process: unsaturated fatty acid biosynthetic process. The coding region runs from base 129 to 1475 and encodes 448 amino acids.